Messenger RNA from Phaeodactylum tricornutum CCAP 1055/1, 1065 nucleotides. RefSeq lists its product with no specific name. Lineage: Eukaryota; Bacillariophyta; Bacillariophyceae; Surirellales; Neidiaceae. The record is from RefSeq and is a predicted model, not a curated record. Bases 1 to 1065 code for a protein of 354 amino acids. The transcript has a single exon.
AUGAAAGGUUCCAUUCCAUCGUGGUGGCGGGCCUUGGUGCUCGCGACUACCUUGGCCUAUGCUGCUCCAGUAGGUCAUAGUCCGCAACGUGUAAUCUUUACCAAACAUGCGUCGCGAUCGCCCAUUGCCUGGAGUUGUUCUUUCCCCCGCGGAGGUUCCGUUUCAUCGGUAUCUUCUAGAUCUUCCGGGGCCCUCAACGUUGUAUUACUGCAGGAUCUCGGGCGAAGCUUGUGGGCACGUGCUCGCACCCUUUGGAACGAAGGAUUCCCUGCUCUGCCCGAAGCAGAUUCUGCCGUUGCGACUCGGGCGCCGAAGGCUCGGUUCGACCAGUCCGGGCCACCGUCUACCCGACAGAACUGGCACCAAGAAAAAUACAGUUUGCAAACCUCCGCUGCGUUCUUUUUUUCUCCGACGCUGCGGGUCGUCAAGCUUGCAGUCGUUGCCUUUGCUUUGUCAGAAUUCCUGGUUGCCCUGAAUUUACUCGAAACUCGGCUCGCUUUCCCCCCGUUCCGGUCAGUUAGGUUCCGGGCGCCUCCCAGUUUAGCACAGUAUCGUGUACGGAUAAAAUACCGUUGGAAUCAGUGGCGAUGGGAUGGCGGUUUGCUGCGGCUCGAAACCUGGAAAACGCCGUCUCGCUUGUCGAAAGCCUUUCGGACGCAAGUCUCGCCUCAGCACCAAUGGGCCGUAGGGACCACGUUGGGGCUGGUUUUCUCUCCCACCAUGCUGUACAUAGGUGCUUUUGCAUUGAAAUUGUCGGUCGCCACCUACGUGUGCUCCGAGAUCUAUCACGUUUGGAAAACAAACACGUGGGCAGCUGACCAAGAUCGUCAUAAUGUUUCGCCUUGGCGUAGCAAGGAAGAAAUUACCAACAGUAACAGGAACUCCGACGUCCAAGCUUGGUUGGAUUUUGCGGGCGCCUACCUGGAGUACUAUAGGGACUGGAUACACUAUGUGGUGCAAAAUCCCAGACACCUGCGAACGGUCGUUCCGUUAAGAGAUAUGCCGCGCGAAAUGCAGCAAGGGUUCUUGGUGGGAUUUGCGCUGGGCGUCGUCUUUGGAGCCUGA